AUGGAUUCGCUGACAGUAAACUGAAGACAUGGAUGCAAUCCUGUAAGCAGCUGGGGAAGGAAAAAGAAAUGUUGCCGAAACAAAUUGCUGACCAUAAUGCUCUCUUAAAGGAGCACAAGCCAAGUGCUGAUGAGGUUGCCAUCUACCUACAUUCACUGACCCAGGACAACGAGCCAGAGUAUGAGCCAGACGGACUCCCAGAGGUGGUCAGAAAAGGCUUUGCUGAUAUUCCUACUGGGAAAACCAACCCCUGUGUUUUGCGCAGAACAGCGCUAAACCUAAAGACCAGUGCCCGUCUUGCUGCUCAAAGCCAAAAUUUGUCACCAUAUGGCCAACGUUUACAAAAAGGCAGGUCAGCUAAUUUUGCCAAGAUCUCUAAACCGACAGCUGGUGGCAGCAAAUCACCAAAGGUAGAUGAUACUCAGCAGUGCCAAGCAGAAACAGCUAUUGAACCCAUGGAAUCUAUCCUCUUCGCUCUUGCGAGAACGGAACAAGAGGAAGUUCUUCUCAUUCCAAGGCCUCGCCCGGGGCUCGAUCUUGGCUGCUUUUCUGAUUCCGUGGGCGAGCCCUCUGCUGUUCGCUUUCCCACCGUGCCCGCUAGUUCACAGGGUCCUGCUAAAACUCUGCAGGGACAGAGCGCACGCUAUCGUGAUCGCUCCGGCGUGGCCUAG
Messenger RNA from Mauremys reevesii (Reeves's turtle), 671 nucleotides. Its product is annotated as centromere protein F-like. Gene Ontology annotation, cellular component: spindle pole; nucleus; chromosome, centromeric region. Gene Ontology annotation, biological process: regulation of G2/M transition of mitotic cell cycle; mitotic cell cycle; metaphase chromosome alignment. The transcript has 5 exons. Lineage: Eukaryota; Metazoa; Chordata; Testudines; Geoemydidae. The record is from RefSeq and is a predicted model, not a curated record. Gene Ontology annotation, molecular function: microtubule binding; dynein complex binding. Bases 33 to 671 code for a protein of 212 amino acids.